Durusdinium trenchii is the source of this 597-nucleotide messenger RNA. The record is from the annotation of a GenBank genome assembly. Lineage: Eukaryota; Dinophyceae; Suessiales; Symbiodiniaceae.
AUGGACUUCAAGGAGGGAGAUUGGUUGUGUCCCAGUUGCGGCGAUCAUCAGUUCGCGCGCAACGCCUCGUGCCGGAAGUGUGGCGCGCCGAAGGAUGAGGUCGCGCCGGCCACGACCUCGGGACGGCCCAUCAUGCGUGUGGCGUCCGGCCAGGACCUAGUCUUCAAGGACGACUGGAAUUGCCCCCAAUGUGGUGAUUUCCAGUUCGGCCGCAAUGCCUCCUGCCGGAAAUGCGGCGCUCCACGUCCUGCCCAUGCGGCCGGGGGGCAGCCCGCCGCCGCUCCGGUCGCUUCUGACUUUAAAGAGGGCGAUUGGAUUUGCGUCGACUGCGGCGAUCACCAGUUCGCGCGGAACACUAGCUGCCGCCGCUGUGGUGCCGCCCGGCCGGGCACGGCGGCGGUGCCCUCUGGCCACGUGGUCCCCCCGCGGGCGCAUUUGCAGCGGAACGCACCCACAGUCGUCGUAGCGGACAAUGCGGGGUUCGUCGAAGGCGACUGGAUGUGCGGCCCGGGCAGUUCGCUCGCAACGUCAGCUGUCGUCGCUGCGGCGCGGCCAAGCCCAGCGCCACUGGCCAGCUGCGGCAUGUGCCGCCGGUGA